AUGACUAAGGUGACAAAUUUCAGGGCUGUAGAGGUUCCUCAUCCAAUGUAUGCUGCCCUCAAUCUCACCGGAGACAAUUACCUUCAAUGGGCACUUGACAUCAAGAUCAUCUUGAAAUCCAAAAACCUUGGUGCUUGUACCACUGAUGGCAAUGAGUCAUCUGAGAAGGAUAGAUACAGUGCGAUCUUAAUCAUACGCCAUCACCUUGCUGAAAGUCUCAAAGACCAAUACCUCACUGUUGAGAAUCCUCUCGAACUUUGGACAGAACUGAAAUCCAGAUAUGAUCACCAGAGGACGGUGCUCUUACCAAAGGCCCUAUAUCAUUGGAGGAACCUAAGGAUCCAAGACUUUAAGUCUGUGGAUGAGUAUAACUCGGCUCUAUUCAAGAUAGUCUCAAAGUUGAAACUGUGUGGAGAGACUAUCACUGAUGCUGACAUGUUAGAGAAGACAUUCUCUACAUUCCACACAAGCAAUGUUUUGCUUCAGUAA
This is a messenger RNA of Brassica napus (rape), 489 nucleotides long. RefSeq lists its product as uncharacterized. The transcript is spliced from 2 exons. The coding region runs from base 1 to 489 and encodes 162 amino acids. Lineage: Eukaryota; Viridiplantae; Streptophyta; Magnoliopsida; Brassicales; Brassicaceae. The record is from RefSeq and is a predicted model, not a curated record.